Molecule: messenger RNA, 3519 nt
Organism: Stegodyphus dumicola
Lineage: Eukaryota; Metazoa; Arthropoda; Arachnida; Araneae; Eresidae
Product: cell adhesion molecule Dscam1-like
Molecular function (GO): protein binding
Source: RefSeq, a predicted model, not a curated record
UGUUCAGUGAUGCAGUUGUUUGAUUAGGACGAUCACAAAUAUUUCGUCAUUAUUCAUUUUUUCAUGUUUUCCAUAUGUAUAACUGUCAGUAUAAAAUUGAUACUUUUAGGUACAUGCUUCGAGAGCAAAUGCUAAAUUCUGGACAUCUUUCUGAACUAACAAUUCAUGUGGUAGAACGCCAAGAUAAUGGACUGUACACGUGUGUAGCUUCAAAUGCCUUUGGACAAGAUGAAAAGAAUAAUCAGUUAACUGUGCAAGAACGUCCAGAUCCACCGGCCAAUUUGGAAGCUAUACAUACUAGCGGGAGAAAAGUUGUUCUACGGUGGAGCAAACCUUUUACUGGAAACAGCCCAAUUGUGAAAUAUGUUUUAGAAUAUGUUGACGGAAAAGAUGGAUGGAACGGACGUAUUAAGGAAUUGUUCGCUGAUGGUGACCAGCUUCAGAUCAGCGUGGAAGAUCUUCAACCUGUCACCCAGUACAGCUUUAGAUUGGUCGCCGAGAAUUCAGUAGGGCGUAGUCUUCCCAGCAUUCCUCUGAAUGUCAUCACAGAAAGCGAAGUUCCAGGUGCGCCUCCGAGAAACAUUCAUGUUGUUGCCACCGACUCCAAAACAAUACAUGUGUCCUGGGAGCCUCCAAUGAAAAACCUGCAUCAUGGUACCAUUCGGGGCUAUUACAUUGGUUACAAGACUUCUGGUACCAGUGACCCUUUUAUCUACAAGACAGUGGAAGUAAAAGAAGGCCAAGACAGGAGCUGUGACAUCACGCAACUGCGCCCAGCCACUAAGUAUAGCAUAGUAGUGCAAGCCUUCAACGACAAAGGAGCAGGACCCUUAUCGGACGAAGUGACAGUCCGCACGCUUGAGUUCGAUCCUCCAAAACCACCUUUUUUGAAAGUAUCCAGCACAACUACUUCCACAAUUCAAGUUGAAUGGGAAAUUGAAGACGGGAAGGAUACUCCGGUUUCAGGGUAUGUCCUUCAUUGGAGGGAGCACGGGUUAGAAUGGACUGAAGUUCAGCUUCCUGCUGAAAAAUCUAAUCAUAAAUUCACAGGCCUCAAUUGUGGAGCUCUGUAUCAGUUCUAUAUUACAGCAUUUAACAGUAUGGGAAAAGGACAACCUAGUGAUGUUAUUUCAGCUAAAACAGAAGGUUCUGUUCCCAUUGCAGCCAGCGAGCAUGCGUUUAUAACCCGCAACGCAACAACAUUCAUCCUCCGGUUAAGUGCGUGGAAGAAUGGUGGCUGCCCUAUCAUGUUCUUUGCUAUCCAGUACAAACAACAGAGACAAUCUGAAUGGCAUGUUUUAUCUUCUCGCAUUGAGGCAGAUGAAGAGUACGCAAAAAUUACUGAUUUAAUUCCAAGCACAUGGUAUAAUAUACUCGUCACUGCUCACAACAGUGUAGGUCCAACAGAAGUGGAGUACGUUACAUCUACAUUAACACUGAUGGGUGGUACAAUUGAACCGGAAAUAGUGGGAGAAAAGGAACAAUUAAGAAAAUAUAAAAACCUAUCGAUUAUUGUUCCUGUAAGCUGUGCAGUUAUCGUCCUAAUUGCUGUGUCUGUAGCAGUCUUCUUCCUUGUAUGCAAAAAGCGCAGUACACGUUUAACCAAUCAGUACGAAGGUGUGAGGGGUAACGAGGAUGGGAAAAGCGAUGCAUUAGCAAUGACAGAUUUGGAAAAAACGUACGAUCAGAACCGGGAAUCUGUGUAUUUUCCUGCACCAUACGCAACAAGUCGCGUACCGGUUUUGCAUCGAGACGAAGUUGGCAUGGAGAGAGAUGGGUGUCGGAGUCUACAUCAUCACAGUACUCGACAGAAUGACCAUUUGUAUGACAUACCUCAGCAAAUGCGAGAUGAUAUGCGAAGACACAGUUACCAUAUGCCAUCAGAUCAGGAUGGGACGAUUGAAAUUCGAGAUUACGAUACAAAUAAAUCCCACCAUUUACAAAGCAUAACUGAAGAAGGACUCGCCUGUGAUAUUGAUGGCUUUCUACUGCAUGAGAAAUUAUCCAUGGGAAAUAUGUGGACUCCAAAUCACAGAUGGCGCACCAACGAAAUGAUCUCACAUGAAAGCAAUUAUAGUCCUCUUCAUGUUCAUGCUCAGACGUUUGUUACCGAUGGCCAAGAAUUAUCAGAUGCUGAAUGUGACAGAGAUCUAAGACAUAUGUCAGAAAAUGGUAUAAAAGUCCGGAAUGUUCUUCAAGUGAAUCCCCGUAAUGUUUGCUUGUCAAAAUGAAAUCCAAACUAUCAUACAGAAACUUAUGAGAAGUAAUAUGUAAACGUUAUGAGUAUGUCGAGCUUUGCAUCAGAACUAUAUGUACUGAAUUUUAGAAGCAGGAAUCACAAAUACAGAAAAAUUACCUUUCAUUACAAACUCAUUAUAGAUGAUCAUCGGUCUAAAAUGGUUGCUGCAAAAUGUAAACAACAUUUGCAGACAAUUGUUCUAUAAAAAUUCUAUAAAUACUAAAUAAAAAUUAUAUUAAACUAUGUCUGUAUUUACAAAACUUAAACGGAAUGUGUUUUCUUAUGCAAAGUACCUUGAAAGACAUGAUAUUUCUUUCAUUUAAUGCAUUGUUUGCCAUGGACAACUAGAUGAGAAGUUUCCAAAGAAUAAAUAACAAUAAUUCAAAUACGAUGGGGAAUAUUUAUGCAUGAAGACCAUAUAUGUGAUAUUUGAAAUGUUAUUGCUUCAUAUUCAUUGAAUCUUAAAAUCUUCUUUCCGCAUUUUUCAAGGAUGAUGAAAAAAAAUGGAAGUGAAACCGUAAAAUAUAUUGCCUCAGAAGAUGCUAAAAUGUUACGAGCACACAAGCGACUGACUACACAUAUUUUCUACGGAGACGCUGAGCAUUUUAAGUUUAGAAAAAUAUUUGAUAGUGAAUGUGAUAUUUAUCGUUGCCGUAUCAUUUUUCUUAACCUUUACUUCUCACUGCAUGCCAUAUCAGUUUUUGAGGAUUAUAUUCAUGGAACUUCAAUAAAAAAUUAUCAUUACUUUUAAAAGUUAUAAAAGAUUAUGUUUUAAAACAUCUUAAUGAAACUUUUUGCGUCUAAAAUAAAUGACUUAUUAUUAAUCUUUCAAAAGCUUUCUCUCUUUGCAACAUACUCGGAUAUUAACAAUAAAUGCAAUAAAAAAAUCAUUAUUUUAUGCAUAUUUGUUAAAAACCAUUUUGUUCGAAAAUUGAACUUUUAUAAGAUGUAUCGUCACAAUUUAUAUUUAUUUUUUCUUUCGGUUUCCAUACAACGAAGCUGGAAAUAUUAAUAUAAUUUACAGCAUUUAAUUUUGACUGGAUACAUUCAUUGUAGAGAACUACAAAAUUUUAUGAACAAAUAAAAAUUAUAUUAAAAUUUGUAUGUACAUAGCGAGAUAUCUUGUGGUUAAAAUAAUAGUGAUCAGUUUCCGAAAUGAAACUGGAUUACAUCGUAAUUCAUACUACAGAAAAAUAAAUACUUAAUGUAAGUUACAAAGUAAGCACUUCUUUGUAAAAUAAAAAUUCGCUAUUUUUAUUUUUUCUAUUUAUAUAAAAAUA